GACGUUCCGAGAGAGCUGCUGAACUUCUCCUUCUCCAGCUGGUCCUUUGAGUUGGAGAGGAUUGAUCUCCAGGAGCAAGCGUUGGAGCAUCUUGGCGUCUUCCUCCCGCUGCAGGUCAAAGAGGCUUUUCUCGAGGAUGUGGUGAUCUCCCUCCGAUGGGGGUCCUCGGGCAGUGUGUCCAUGCAGGCAAGACGAUGCGUCAUCAAGACGGCCGUGCGCCCGUACCAGGAUUGGAUUGAGACUUGGCGCGCAGCGCCGGACCUAUCCGGUCGGGAUGCAGCCAAGAGAUUCAAGGCGGCCGCCCUGCGAGAACACGAGGAGGAGGUCUUGGCGCUGGCCCGGCGGCAGCUCGGGCACGCGGGGGAGCCAAAGGGGCAGGGCUCCGCGCUGUUCAUGCCGGAUCUCGAGAUCACUCUGGGUACAGGUGCUGAGGAGGCAGAUAUCUUGCAGCUAGAGAUCGAGGAUACGCAGGCGGACGCCCGGGUUCCGCUGUCCAUCAGCUUGAGCGGACGCCUCGCUUUCAACCUCUGCCUCCGGCAUUUGGCGAGCCCGAAGUACCCGGCUUGGCGAUUAGACCUGAACUUCUUUGACGUCACGCUGGGCUGUGCGCUGGGGGCGGAGACCUCGGAGCCCGUUCUGGGCCCCUGCGAUCUGCUUUGCGUGGAGCUGGCCUUCGCGAAGCACGGGAAGGUCUCGCCAGAGGAGGUCCCAGACUGGCCCCAGCGACUGCUGCACGCCCCUGCAGUCUUGGAGGAGCGAUCAAGCUUAGCGCCGACACUACCGACCAUUCACCUGUCGAUUGGCAGCGAGAGGCCCUGCCCGCUCCGCGUCUCCCUGGACCAGCUGGGCGCCCUGACGAAGCACGGGCUCAGUUGGGGACGAUGGUUCGCGCUGAAAGAG
This is a messenger RNA of Symbiodinium sp. CCMP2456, 900 nucleotides long. The record is from the annotation of a GenBank genome assembly. Lineage: Eukaryota; Dinophyceae; Suessiales; Symbiodiniaceae.